AGGGGGGGAGGCCCCAGGGAGGUGAGGCCCAGGGUGGUUAUCCCUGAUCCCUGGGGAUGUGCAGGGAUCCCUGGGGAUCGGGGCCGCUCCAGCAGCCACAGGUGGAUGCUGCUGGAAGUUUCCACACCGGGGCUUCUCGUGGCUCUGGGGGUGCCCCUCCAUCUGCUCGCUCCCCGCACCCCAAAACCUUUCCUUCCUUGGGUGUGCAGCCCUCCCUCCUCCCCGUGCAUCCUCAGCAGUGUGGCCCAUCCUGGCUGGCUUUAUUUUUUAGUUCCUUUUCUUCUCCUUAAACACAGCCAAAGCAUCGGGGGAUUUCUCCCCCCUCGCCCCCAGCAUCAGGGAAGGAGAAAACAAACUCUGCUGUUGGCAAGUGGUUGUGUUGUCCCAGGCGUGGUGGAGUCAGACCAGGAGUUAAAAGAAACAACAACAGAAAUCCCAGCCAGUGUAUUCUGAGAGGCUGCUUGAUUUCCUGCUGUUAAUAUGUAAAUAUGCAGGUGUUUGAGCUCCUUUAUGCCCGACUUUGAAUAUUCACUUAAGGCCCUGACAAACAAAUGGGGUUGUUACCAUCGGUGUGGUUGUUUUCCCCUCUGACUGUGCUCCUGAGCACUUUGUUUAUCCCACUUGCUGAGGUCUUUCGGGGAGUUUUGGGGGACUCUGAUUCACCUUCAUGCUCCAGGCGCUAAUUAAACUGUGGUAACCCGGAUCAGGUGUGUCAACUUGGCUUAAACCGAAGGCUUGAAGUUCGGAUCAUGUUCACCCCCCAAAAAAGAUUCACCAGGCAGGUGGAAAGGGUGUUUUGGGGAGCAGAGACUCCCCUGCUGCUGGAAUACCCUCUCUGUAAAUUGGUGAGGUAUUUCCUCUCUCAGAGGAAAGUUAACAAGGAUAUUGUGGUGAUAAAGCUUGAAAUCAUGGUCUAAAAUACACAAACUCCCCGAAACUCCCCAAACUCCCCAAAAGGGGGUUUUGUGGCUGGGUAGAGCUGCCUGCACCACUGGAGCUGCGGGACGGGGUGUUGCUUGUGGCUGUGAGGGCUGGCAAAUAACUUCUGGGCCACGUUUGCCUCUUGUGCCAGGCUCCUCUGCCAAGCUGGAAGCUGUAGGUCCUGCGGAGGAUUCCCUGGCAGCUCCCCGAGGAGAAGGCUAAUUCCUGCUUAGGAAUGAAAAAAAAACCCCAAAACCCCCAUCUUUCCCUUUUAUAUCUCUUGUAGAAUAUUGAAGAUAAAGGCCCAGUUUCCAAAGUAAAUAAAUUCUUGUGAGAAGCCAAGGAGCCGCCUCUGAGCAAACCUACCAAUCGUGCUGGUGUGAGCGGCCCAGCUGGCUGCCAGCGGGCACUUCCACUGGACAUGGGGUCUCAUGGGCCGGCGCGGUUGAUCAAGAGACAGCAUGGCUGCGACUGCUGCCGUCAGCCCCAGUGAAUACCUGCAGCCGGCCGCCUCCACUGCCCAGGACUCCCAGCCCUCUCCUCUUGCCCUCCUCGCAGCGACAUGUAGCAAGAUCGGUCCCCCCGCCGUGGAAGCCGCCGUGACUCCUCCUGCCCCUCCUCAGCCAACGCCUCGCAAACUCGUCCCCAUCAAACCUGCUCCUCUCCCUCUGGGCUCGGGAAAGAACAGCUUUGGGAUCCUGUCGUCGAAAGGGAACCUCUUCCAGAUCCAGGGCUCUCAGGUCAGCACCUCCUACACUGGGGGGCAACUGGUUUUUGCCAUCCAGAACCCAACUGUCAUCAACAAGGGUGCCCGCUCCUCCGCCAACAUCCACUACCAGGCGGUGCCCCAGAUCCAGACUGCGGGGGGACAGACCAUCCAGGUCCAGCCCAACCUCUCCAACCAGAUCCAGAUUAUUCCGGGAACGAAUCAAGCCAUCCUCACCCCUUCCUCUUCCUCUCACAAACCCGUGCCCAUCAAACCAGCUCCGGCACAGAAGGGUGGAGCUUCUUCGGCGCAGGUCAAGUUGGCCGGUGGCAGCAACGUGACUCUUACCCUGCCUGUGAACAACCUGGUGAACGCGGCAGAGCCGGGCACGCAGGCUCAGAUCCUCGCAGAGAGUCCCUCAAAACCUGGCAAAAAGACUCGAAAGAAGGCCAUGUCCCCCGCCCAACCUGCCACGGUGGCCGUGGCCGAGCAGGUGGAGACGGUGUUGAUAGAGACCACGGCGGAGAACAUCAUCCAGGCGGGCAACAACCUGCUCAUCGUGCAGAGCCCGGGCUCCGGCCAGCCGGCCGUGGUGCAGCAGGUCCAGGUGGUGCAGCCCAAGCAGGAGUCGCAGGUGGUGCAGAUCCCUCAGCAGGCCCUGCGCGUGGUCCAGGCCGCCUCCGCCACGCUCCCCACCGUCCCCCAAAAAUCCUCCCAGAACUUCCAGAUCCAGACGUCGGAACCCACUCCUACCCAGGUCUACUUCAAAACGCCGUCGGGUGAGCUGCAGACAGUGCUGCUCCAGGAAGCCCCAGCCAUGACGGUGGCUCCGUCUGGAACCUCCUGCAGCAGCCCGGUGUCCCGGAGCUCCGGCACGGGGGUCGGUGGUGGCAGCAGCAGCAGCAGCAGCAGCAGCAGCAAGAAACCAGCCACUCGCAAGGAACGGCCCCUGCCAAAGAUCGCCCCGGCCGGGGGCAUCAUCAGCCUGAACGCGGCUCAGCUGGCGGCCGCCGCGCAGGCCAUGCAGACCAUCAACAUCAACGGCGUGCAGGUCCAGGGCGUGCCUGUCACCAUCACCAACACCGGAGGCCAGCAGCAGCUGACUGUGCAGAACGUCUCCGGCAACAACCUGACCAUCAGCGGCCUGAGCCCGACCCAGAUCCAGCUCCAGAUGGAGCAGGCGUUGUCUGGAGAAAUCCAGCCCGGGGAGAAGAGGCGGCGGAUGGCGUGUACCUGCCCCAACUGCAAGGAUGGAGAGAAAAGGCCGGGGGACCCGGGGAAGAAGAAACACAUCUGUCACAUCCCCGAGUGCGGCAGGACCUUCCGCAAGACCUCUCUGCUGCGGGCUCACGUCCGCCUGCACACGGGGGAGCGCCCCUUCGUCUGCAACUGGAUCCUGUGCGGGAAGCGCUUCACGCGCAGCGACGAGCUGCAGCGACACGCUCGCACCCACACAGGUGACAAGCGCUUCGAGUGCGCCCAGUGCCAGAAACGCUUCAUGCGGAGCGACCACCUGACGAAGCACUAUAAAACCCACCUGGUCACCAAGAACUUGUAGGGCCAGAGGCUGCCCCACGGCUCCCGGCCAGCGCGGACAGACCCUGGCGAGGCCACCAGCCUGUGACGCCGCAGCUCUCCCGCGUCCCCAGCCACGGAGAGGAGCCCUCGGGGACAUCCUCCUGCCCUUCCUCCGCUGCCACCAGGGCCCCCCAGGCAGAAGUCCCCCUCUCUGAAAGGUUUGAGGGGCCGAGCCCCCCUGCGGAUGCCCAGGGCCACGGGGUGGCCACCCAGCAGUGGCCCAGUGGUGGCCCAGAGCCUGGUGACAACGUCUCACGGCCACGCAGGAGCCGGGCUUGGAGGGGACCGCACGCUGCGGUGCAGGCGGGUGGGGAGAGGCUCCACAGCACAUUCCUACUUUAUAUUUAAAGUCUAUAAAUAGCUAUAAAUAUCUAUAUAAGCCCCUUUGGAAGGUCCCUUUUUUUCUAUGGAGAUUGUUGCCUUACGCUCCCCCCGCUCCCCGGCACCAACACUGUGUUUUGUGAGCGCUUUUCUAAAAAUCUUUAUUUAAUUUUCCUUUCAGACGCUGCCCAUCUUCUCCCCCUCCUUUUCUCCUAACGUUUCUUUUCCCAUACUGAAGAGCUGCUGGGUUGGUUUUGUUGCUUUUUUUUUCCCUCUCCGACGAUUUUUCUCCCCACUUUUCUGUUUCCAAGCGACGCGGCGUUUCCUUUGGAAUUUUGGGACUUCAGCCCCCUUUUUUCCUCCCCCGUGUGCUGCCCGCCCACCCCCACUGUGUAUAGUGUACAUUGUAUCAUAGAUUAUAUUGCUUUUGUGUUUACUACAUGUUUAAAAAAAACAAACAAAAACAAAACAAAAACAUAUGGCUUGUUAUUUUUGAGCUUUUAAAUUAAACAAAUCCACUUUAUUUUUUAGUUGUAACUGCCCCGGGUUGUUCUCUGGGUUCCGUGACGGAUCUGUUAUCCUUUACUGACUGUAACGGGUUGCCCGCCGUGGGGUCGGCCGGCACCUUUCUUUGCUAAAUAAAUUUAGUCCCCAGAGGCAAAUCCAG
Messenger RNA from Calidris pugnax (ruff), 4193 nucleotides. RefSeq names its product Sp2 transcription factor (gene SP2). Gene Ontology annotation, molecular function: DNA-binding transcription factor activity, RNA polymerase II-specific; RNA polymerase II cis-regulatory region sequence-specific DNA binding. Gene Ontology annotation, biological process: regulation of transcription by RNA polymerase II. The transcript is spliced from 7 exons. The coding region runs from base 1383 to 3185 and encodes 600 amino acids. NCBI's taxonomy places the organism in Eukaryota, Metazoa, Chordata, Aves, Charadriiformes, Scolopacidae. The record is from RefSeq and is a predicted model, not a curated record.